AUGACGAGGACGUCUGAAGGGUUUUGGUCGGUGGUUCAGGAGGGUUUGACAGAUCUUUUUGGAGGCCGACUGGAGACCAGAGAUCUGAUUCUGGACUGGGUCUUAUGUGGUUCUGCUGUGCCCUCCGACACUGGACGUCCCUCAGACGAGGAGGUGCAGAAGGCAGUGAACGCAGCGCAGAGCCUCCAUCAGAGAUGGAAGGAGUUGCUGCAGGAGGGGGUGGGAGCCUCCAAGGAGGAAAUAGACUGGACAACAAAUGAGCUGAGGAACAGCCUGCGCUCCAUCGAAUGGGACCUGGAGGACCUGGACGAGACCAUCAAUAUCCUUGAGGCUUGCAAUGUUUCGAAUGAUUUCUUAAUUAACCCUGAAUGCAUCGUGGAGUCAAACCCUAAAAAGUUCAACCUGGACACCGCCGAGCUGUCGAAGAGGAAAGCGUUCAUCACCAGAACCAGGAGCACGGUCAAGCCGACGCGUCUGAAUGCCGCGCAGCGAUUGGCCGCUGAGCUCUGGGUUUGCUUUGAAGGACAUGAAGGAUCAGAUGUCGAGUCCGGCCGCCUGCGCAGACGGGAGGGACAGACAGGUACUCGCGCUCACCAGCGCACGGCGUCUUCUCUCCGUGCUCCGGAGAGCUCUGGGCAGAACCUUCUGUGUUGUGUUCAGGCUCUGCUCGGGGAGCGGGGCGCUCAGGGGCCCAUCUGGCAGCCCGGUCCGGAUAAGUUUGGCCGACUGGACCGGCAGCUGCAGAACGCCAACUCUCAGUUUAUCGAGGAGCAGCAGGUCCAGCAGCAGGUACAGAGCCCCCCCCCCCCCCCAGAGCAGACGCGGCGGCUGAUCGCGGAGCAGCAGGACGAGCAGCUCCAGCUGGUGUCCGGAACCAUCGGCGUUCUGAAGAACAUGUCUGAGCGGAUCGGACUGGAGCUGGAUGAGCAGGCGGUGAUGCUGGACGACUUUGGCCAUGAGAUUGACAGCACUCAGUCCCGGCUGGACAACGUGAUGAAGAAACUGGCCAAAGUCUCCCACAUGACGAGCGAUCGCCGUCAGUGGUGCGCAAUAGGCGUGUUGCUCGCCAUCCUCUUGGUCAUCGUCAUCCUCUUCUUCAUCCUCUGACUGGCGCUCCUUAAGAUAUCUGAUCUGUCUAAUGGACUCUUUUGUCCCCGUCAGGCUAAAUUGAACUCUACUGGAAUACACUGGAUUUAACUGGCCUGUAUUGGACUGAACCGACCUGAACUGGACUGAAUUGGCCUAAAUAGGCCUGUAUUGGACUGAACUGAACAAAAGUGGCCUCAACUGGACUCAAACCGCCCUCUAUUGGACUAAAGUGGCCUGAACUAUAUUGAACUGAACCGGACUAUAUUGAACUGAACCGGACUAAAACUGUCCUGUAUUGGACUAAAACUGGCCUGUAUUGGACUAAACUGGCCUGUAUUGGACUGAAACAGACUAAAACUGGCCCUCUAUUGGACUAAACUGGCCUGUAUUGGACUGAA
Menidia menidia (Atlantic silverside) is the source of this 1487-nucleotide messenger RNA. NCBI's taxonomy places the organism in Eukaryota, Metazoa, Chordata, Actinopteri, Atheriniformes, Atherinopsidae. The record is from the annotation of a GenBank genome assembly.